Molecule: messenger RNA, 723 nt
Organism: Rodentolepis nana
Lineage: Eukaryota; Metazoa; Platyhelminthes; Cestoda; Cyclophyllidea; Hymenolepididae
Source: the annotation of a GenBank genome assembly
AUGGUAACCAAGUGCGUCGUUCUCCAGUGCUUUGUUGUGCACUUGCUCUUAAUUCUCAUCUUCCAACACCCAACAGGCAGUUCAACCUCAAUUAGCAAAUCCAUGAAUGUCAAGAAUGACAAUGAAAUUGUGACUCUAACAGAUGAAGAGGAACGAAAAGGCAUAUUCCGGCUGGACAUCGAAUCAGGUGGGUCUUCUCCAUUUCAGCUGGAUAUGGAUCUCUGGGUUUCCGUCGUUGUCUUUAGGACUGGACACCGAAUCAGGUGCGUCGUUGUCUUUAGGGCUGGACACCGAAUCAGGUGGGUCUAUAGUAGCUGUCUUCUUGCUUCCCAGUAUCUCUGGCGGUCCUUGUCUUUAGAGCUGGACACCGAAUCAGGUGGGUCUGCGUUGUCUUUAGAGCUGGACACCGAAUCAGGUGGGUCAUCACCAUUUCCUCCGCUAGACACCGAAUCAGGUGGGUCUUCUCCAUUUCCUCCUUUGAACACCGAAUCAGAGCUGGACACCGAAUCAGGUGGGUCUGCGUUGUCUUUAGAGCUGGACACCGAAUCAGGUGGGUCAUCACCAUUUCCUCCGCUAGACACCGAAUCAGGUGGGUCUUCUCCAUUUCCUCCUUUGAACACCGAAUCAGGUGGGUCUUCUCCAUUUUCUCCUGUAGAGAAUCAGAUGGGUCUUCUCCAUUUCCUCCUGUUACAUAUGGUGGGUCUUCUCCGUUUCCUCCUGUAG